AUGGAGAGUGCAAUCACGCUGUGGCAGUUCCUGUUGCAGUUGCUGCUGGACCAGAAGCAUGAGCAUCUGAUCUGCUGGACCUCCAAUGAUGGUGAGUUCAAGCUCCUCAAGGCAGAAGAAGUGGCCAAGCUGUGGGGACUCCGCAAAAACAAGACGAAUAUGAACUACGACAAGCUGAGCCGAGCCCUGCGCUACUAUUACGACAAGAACAUCAUCAAGAAGGUGAUCGGGCAGAAGUUUGUGUACAAGUUUGUCUCCUUCCCGGAGAUCCUGAAGAUGGACCCCCACGCCGUGGAGAUCAGCCGGGAGAGCCUGCUGCUGCAGGACCGGGACUGCAAGGCGCCGCCCGAGGGCCGCGAGGCGCACCGCCAUGGCCUGGCCGCCCUCAAGAGCACCAGCCGCAACGAGUACCUCCACUCGGGCCUGUACUCGUCCUUCACCAUCAACUCCCUGCAGAACCCGCCCGAGCCCUUCAAGGCCAUCAAGACGGAGAAGCUGGAGGAGCCGCCGGAGGACGGGCCCCCCGUGGAGGAGGUCAGGACUGUCAUCAGGUUUGUCACCAACAAAACCGACAAGCACACCAGCCGGCCCGUGGUGUCCCUGCCCUCCACGUCGGAGGCCUUCCUGGCCUCGUCCGUCUCGGCCAAGAUCUCCUCCUUAAUGCUGCCAAACGCCGCCGCCAGCAUCUCCUCCGCCUCGCCCUCCUCCUCCCGGUCCCCGUCCCUGUCCCCCAACUCGCCCCUCCCCGCAGAACACAGAAGCCUCUUCCUGGAGGCCGCCUGCCAUGACUCGGAUUCCCUGGAGCCCUUGAACCUGUCGUCGGGCUCCAAGACCAGGUCUCCGUCUCUCCCCCCGAAAGCCAAAAAGCCCAAAGGCUUGGAGAUCUCUGCGCCUCCGCUGGUGCUCUCCGGCACCGACAUCGGCUCCAUCGCCCUUAACAGCCCGGCCCUGCCCUCAGGAUCCCUCACCCCCGCCUUCUUCACCGCACAGACACCAAAUGGAUUGCUCCUGACCCCGAGCCCACUGCUCUCCAGCAUACACUUCUGGAGCAGCCUUAGUCCCGUUGCUCCACUGAGUCCCGCCCGGCUGCAGGGGCCGAACACGCUGUUCCAGUUCCCAACACUGCUCAAUGGCCACAUGCCAGUGCCAAUCCCCAGCCUGGACCGAGCUGCUUCUCCAAUACUGCUUUCUUCGACCUCUCAGAAGUCCUGA
Pipistrellus nathusii (Nathusius's pipistrelle) is the source of this 1212-nucleotide messenger RNA. The record is from the annotation of a GenBank genome assembly. Lineage: Eukaryota; Metazoa; Chordata; Mammalia; Chiroptera; Vespertilionidae.